Molecule: messenger RNA, 4069 nt
Organism: Gopherus flavomarginatus (Mexican gopher tortoise)
Lineage: Eukaryota; Metazoa; Chordata; Testudines; Testudinidae
Product: leukocyte elastase inhibitor-like
Exons: 7
Coding region: 115-1251 (378 amino acids)
Biological process (GO): negative regulation of endopeptidase activity
Molecular function (GO): serine-type endopeptidase inhibitor activity
Source: RefSeq, a predicted model, not a curated record
ACUCCCUGCCCCGGCCUGGCUAAGCACACAGGGCUGAGUCAUCGGUUCACGUGUCUCUCCUACUGCCUGGAACCAGUGACUCCUCAGCUGGCUGCAGCCUGCAGGCUUGUAACCAUGGAGAAACUGAGUAAUGCAAACACCCAUUUUGCUCUCGAUCUGUUUAGAAAGUUGAAUGAAACCAACCCAACAGGAAAUAUCUUUUUCUCGCCAGUCAGUAUUUCUGCUGCACUGGCCAUGGUCCUUUUAGGGGCUAAAGGUAACACAGAGACACAGCUGUUGAAGACCCUUCAUUUUGAUGUUGUUGAAGAGCUUCAUUCAAGAUUUCAGACCCUGACCUCUGACAUAAACAGAAGUGGAGCUUCCUAUCUGUUGAAGCUUGCCAAUCGGCUUUAUGGAGAGAAGACCUACGGUUUUUUAGCAGACUUCUUGACUAAGACUCAGAAAUUAUAUGGAGCUGAUUUAGCUACGGUUGAUUUUCUACUUGCUUCAGAUGAAGCAAGGAAAGAAAUUAACCAGUGGGUAGCAGAGCAGACUGAAGAUAAAAUCCCCAACCUGUUGUCUGAGGGCUCAGUUAAUAAUAUGACCAAACUAGUGUUGGUGAAUGCUAUUUAUUUCAAAGGAAAUUGGGCUGAGAAAUUUAAAGAAGCAAACACGAAACCAAUGCCAUUUCGGUUAAAUAAGAAUGAAAGAAAGACAGUGCAAAUAAUGUAUCAGAAAGAGAACUAUCCUUUUGGGUACAUCUCUGAACUGAAAUGUCGUGUGCUAGAGCUUCCCUAUGAAGGAAAAGAACUUAGCAUGAUCAUCUUGUUACCUGAUGAUAUUGAUGAUAAUUCCACUGGACUCCAGCAGCUAGAGAAGCAAAUCACUGUAGAAAAGCUCCAGGAAUGGACACAGCCACAAAAUAUGCAUCCCAUUGAUGUUCAUGUGCAUCUGCCUAAAUUUAAGCUGGAAGACAGCUAUGACCUUAAAUCAGAUUUAUCAGGUCUGGGCCUGCAGGAUAUAUUUGACAGUGGCAAGGCUGACUUGUCUGGAAUGUCAGGCGCACGCGACCUCUUUCUCUCUAAAUUUGUACACAAGUCUUUCAUAGAUGUGAAUGAAGAAGGCGCAGAAGCUGCAGCUGCCACUGCUGGCAUUGCUAUGUUCUGCAUGCUCAUGGAAGAGAAUUUCACAGCUGAUCACCCUUUCCUUUUCUUCAUCCGUCACAACCCAACGCAAAGCAUACUUUUCUUCGGCAGGUAUGUUUCACCAUAAAAGAGAAGAGAGAGCUACAGUUGAGGACCUGAUCGUAUUUCCACUUAAACCAGUGGGAACCUGUAAUUAUGUUCUUACUAAUUUACAUUGAAAUUCUGCAUUUCACAAUAAAAUCAUGACUCAGAAAUUGAUACCUAAGAUCCUUCUUGGGCUUCUUUUCCAAUUCCUUAGGACUGAUAUCUGUUUGUGUACAGUAAAAUCUACCUUAUGCAAUGACUUGCAGGGCUGACAAAGUCUGGUUGCUCAACAUGGUAGAUCUUUUAAUAAAGGUGGACCAGAAUUGAACCUAGUGCUUUUGGGGAUUCUUUGAGAUGGUUACUUGAGUCAGAAAAUUCCCUAAAGUAUGAAUGUCCUCUUGUGUGAGUUUUGCCAUAUUACUGUGAACUGGCUGUGACUUCCUUUUUGUGUAAUUCCGCUCUCUGCUGACUUUGAUCCAGUAAUUCAAUGUACUUGUUCUGCAGGAUAAGUUUGCAAGGCUUUUCCUUUCUUAGGGCUUAGCUACACUUGCAAGUUGGAGCGCAUUAAAGCAGCCCUAGGUGUCCUAAUGCACAACCCAUCCACACUGACAAGGACUCUGCAGCUCGAGCACUCCUGGUAAUCCACCUCCACCAGAAGCAUAACGCUUGCUCCGUCUCGGCUGAACCAUCCCAGGGUCAGUGUGUACGUGCUGUUGCAUUACUGCGCUCUGAUCGGCCUCCAGAAACGUCCCAUAAUCCCCUUAAGUCAAGUGUCCGCUCUUGUCAUUGUUUUGGAAUUAGCUGUAGGAAUGCGGAUAUGCCCUUUCAAAGCUCCGUUUCUGACAGCCGGCAUGCUUAUCUGCUCUGGGACAAAGCAAGCCAUUACUGUGGAAUGCUGCUGUUGUGAGUAUGUGUGAGAGAGAGGUGGGGGGUCUGCUGCUGUCUGAACUUACAAGACAGCAUGCUGACAUGCUCUCAGCCCCCAAAACCCACUCUUUCUCCCCCCAGAUACACACAACACACUGCCUGUCACACUCCACCACCACUCCAUUUUAAAAACACAUUGCAGCCACGUGCAUGCUGGGAUAGCUACCACAAUGCACUGUUCUCUGUGGCGUUGCAAUAGCUACUAAUGUGGCCAUGCCCGUGAGCUCGAAUCUGACAGUGUGGACACACUGCAGCACUUUCCCUACUGCGCUCUCCGAGGGCUGGUUUAAUUCACAGUGCUCUACAUCUGCAAGUGUAGCCGUGCCCUUAGAGUCUCUUCUUUUAGAGGCCUUUGAACAAAAUGUUGUUUGGCACCAGAAUGCACUGAACAGCCAAGUGGGCCUUAUGUCUUGGGAUAAAAGGUCAAUUAGCAUUUGUCUAGAGAGACUUUCUAUUCUUAGAGAAAGUAUUAAGCUGUUUAAACACGUGCAACCCUUUCAAUCACUGUUUCAGAACUCUAGUAUGAUAUUGCUUCUGAAUGAGGUGGAGGAAAUGGGACAGGCAAUUUCUUAAUGGUUUUUUAAGACAUCUUAACACUUCUGUACAUUUUAAAGAAAAAUUUUAAAACUGUUUUAUCCGUUUAAAAUGUAUGGAGAUGUUGAGAGGUCUUGAAAGAUUUUUCAGAUCAUUGAAACUAACUUUCCAAAAGGUAGUGCAAUCUUGGCCUAAAACUGUAAUAUCAACACAGGAAGGAUCCCUGCUUUCCAGGGAACUGCUCGGUAGCUGUUCCAAAUUUCUUAAGUACAAUUCAAAUAUAUUAAUGCUGCAGUGAGCUCUGGCCCACGUGGCUGGCUGGCUGCCUACUGCCUCUUUACUAACUGAUUUUUGUACCAAAUAACAGUUUGACUUCUAGGAACUGGUGUAUUUAUGUACUCACUCGUAAUAUCCUGCUGUUGCUUCCUGUUAGUACUAGUAGCCUGUAUAAUUUCAUGUAUAUCCUGCGCAGUUAUUUCUAUGCAUUAACAGUAUAACCUCAGAUAUAUUCUGUGUGUCUAAUUCUGUAUUCCUUUGUGAACCUCACUAUAACUUUGCCUUGGAAGUACAAAUAAAUGGUUUUAUGUAAUUAAAAAAAGGCAUCUGUUUGUCCACAGCAGGCAAUUUUAUGCACAAAAUGUGGCAUUUGACAGCACAAAAAUGAUUGUAUAUCUAAGUGAUAACACCAAAGUGAGCAAGUGGGUUGCCGGGUGUGGUCUGCUGUAUAAGUUCUCCUUUUGCAUUUUCAGAAUAGUUGGUGGCUAUUGGGCAACAGCCUGUUGCGAUGGGAGAGGGAGAGCAGAGAACUGGAGAUUAAACUUGGGAAGGGGAGGGCAGAAGUGUUGAGAGAACCAGGAGCCGCUGCACUAUCUGUGCGCUAAAUGCACCUGGAAAUAUUUGGAAUGAUGCCUGGAACUGAAGGAGUGAUUGGUGGGCAGAACACUGAUGCUAGGAGCUGAACCGACUCAUGAUGUUGGUGUUCAGGAAACUGGCAUGUCCUUAAAUCAUUUUUGAACUUCCUCUGGAAGUUCAUAAGACUAACUGUCAAUGUAACAGACUGCAGCUUAUACUUCUGAGAACUUAAAAGCAGUGCGGGGAGAACAACUAACCGUUUACAUUAUGUUCCAUAACAGUGUGGUCUCAGCAUCAGUAAAAAAUAAGGUUGAAUCUGUUACUAACGUCUUGGUUUCUCCUUGUCAGUUGCUGGAAAUGGGCCAUUUUCAUUACCACUACAAACAGUUCUUUCUCUCUCCUGCUGAUAAUAGCUCCCCUUAAGUGAUCACUCUCCUUAUAGUGUGUAUGGUAACACCCAUUGUUUCAUAUUCUCUGUGUAUGUAUAUAUCUUCCUACUGUAUUUUCUACUACAUGCAUCCGAUGAAGUGGGCUGUAGCCCACGAAAG